UUUUGCUGCUUUUCUGACAACAAAAAUCGUGUCUUUUCACGGGAAAACUAAAGAAAUUGGUAUAGGAUUAGUAAAAUUGUGGUGUGUUAUCUAUUUAUACUAAUCCAGGAUCACAUAUAAAAAUACGAAAAUGGCAGCGAGCGAUUCCGGGACAGAUGAGUCACUUUAUCCUAUUGCUGUCCUAAUCGACGAGCUCAAAAAUGACGAUGUACAGCUCCGAUUGAAUUCUAUCAAGAAAUUAUCCACUAUUGCUUUGGCUCUUGGCGUGGAAAGAACAAGAUCUGAAUUGAUCCCUUUUUUAACUGAAACAAUAUAUGAUGAAGAUGAAGUACUCCUUGCACUUGCUGAACAACUCGGGAACUUCAUCAACUUGGUUGGUGGUGGUGAGUAUGCCCACUGCCUCCUUCCACCUUUGGAGUCGCUUGCUACAGUUGAGGAGACAGUAGUCCGUGAUAAGGCAGUGGCAUCAUUAAGAGCUGUAGCGGCCCACCAUUCACCUCAGGCUCUGGAGCAGCACUUUGUGCCAUUAGUGCAACGGCUUGCUGGAGGAGACUGGUUCACCUCAAGAGCUUCAGCCUGUGGACUCUUCAGUGUAUGCUACACACGCGUCUCUGCCCCUGUAAAAGCGGAACUUCGCCAACAUUUCCGUACAUUAUGUCAAGAUGACACUCCGAUGGUACGUCGUGCUGCAGCAUACAAGCUCGGAGAAUUUGCGCGCGUCGUCGAAGUCGAAUAUGUCAAGAGUGACCUCAUCCCAAUGUUUGUAACGUUAGCUGAAGAUGAGCAAGACUCGGUGCGCCUCCUAGCAGCCGAAGCUUGCGCGGCUGUAGCAGCGCUGCUGCCUCCCGAGGAUAUGGAGCAGCUGGUGAUGCCGACAGUACGCGGCCGAGCUGGAGAUACCUCGUGGCGAGUGCGAUACAUGGUUGCCGAUAAGUUUGUAGAGCUACAACAAGCGGUAGGCCCAGAACUAGCCCGCACCGAUUUGGCACAGAUCUUCCAAGCUCUGUUGAAAGACACAGAGGCCGAAGUACGAGCAGCAGCCGCCGGCAAAGUAAAAGACUUCUGUAUGAACUUGGACAAGGCACACCAAGAGCACAUCAUCAUGACUAUGAUCCUGCCACAGAUCAAGAAUCUGGUCUGCGAUCCCAACCAACAUGUCAAAUCUGCUCUUGCUUCAGUCAUCAUGGGCCUUAGUCCCAUAGUCGGCAGGCAGAAUACCAUAGAACACCUCCUCCCAUUAUUCUUGACUCAGCUCAAAGAUGAAUGCCCUGAAGUCAGAUUGAACAUCAUCUCGAAUUUGGAAUGUGUCAACGAAGUAAUUGGCAUACAACAACUAGUACAAUCUCUGCUACCUGCUAUAGUUGAGUUAGCUGAAGACACUAAAUGGAGAGUUCGACUUGCCAUUAUAGAACUGAUGCCUCUACUAGCUGGGCAAUUAGGACAAGAGUUCUUCGACGAGAAACUCACGGGACUGUGCAUGUCGUGGCUUAUAGAUCAUGUUUACGCUAUACGCGAAGCUGCUACUCUGAACUUGAAGAAACUGGUGGAACAAUACGGAUCUCAGUGGGCUGAAACUAAUGUCAUUCCUAAAGUUCUCGCGAUGUCCCGUGAACAGAACUACCUACACAGAAUGACGUAUUUGUUCUGCAUAAACGUCUUAUCCGAAGUAUGCGGCAAAGAUGUCACAACUAGAGUAUUAUUGCCCACCGUCUUGUCUAUGGCUGAUGACAAUGUUGCCAAUGUGAGAUUCAACGUCGCUAAAACACUCCAAAAGAUGGCGCCUUUCUUAGAUCCAGCGGUGAUACAGCCUCAAGUAAAGCCGGUGUUGGAGAAAUUGAAUGUAGACCCAGAUGUGGACGUUAAGUACUUUGCGUCCGAAGCUAUAGUGGGCAUUGCCGGUUAGGCUGGUUUAACUAAUAAACGCAUUUGUGUAUCCAUAAAUUAAUUAAUACUUUAGAAUCUACUCCUGAACAAAAAAAAUGGAAACCAUCACAUUUUAUGCCUUUAUUUUGUAUAAGUAUUUGGCACCAAAUUUUAAUGUCAUUAGAUUCUCUAUGGUACUGCAACAAAUCAUUGGAUAUUGCUCUCCUCACCAUAAAAAUAUAAUGGAAUCAAUGUGUAUCCAUUACAUAUAUAGAGAUUUUUUAUUUCUUUUUACAAUGAUCCAUUUUCCAUCGUCAUUGUUCAAAAUUGACUUACAAAUAGACAUGCAUUUUGGAAAAAUAUGCACGUGUUUUACAUUCGUCUUUUUUUAUAAUCGUAAGAAUCAUUUUACCCGCAAGGAAAAUAAACUUUCUUCAAGUAUUAUUAAACCACUUAUUGCAUAUUCCAAGAUGCACCUCUUUUUCUUAACGCAGGGGAAAUGCAAUCUUAGCCUUAAACCAAGGCUUUCCGACCCCACACCCGUCCUGAAAAGGACAGGCUUAUGCGAGACUCUCCCGGGGGGUGGGGAAAGGACCCGGGAUCGGCAAGGAGCCCGCCGGGUCCAGCCCACCCCAAGAUCCACCUUUAACUAAUUGAUACAGAGAAUGGUUUCAAAGCAUUUCGUAUUGUUAAAUAAGUUAAAUAUAUAGGUAU
Diatraea saccharalis (sugarcane borer) is the source of this 2577-nucleotide messenger RNA. The record is from the annotation of a GenBank genome assembly. Lineage: Eukaryota; Metazoa; Arthropoda; Insecta; Lepidoptera; Crambidae.